Molecule: messenger RNA, 10152 nt
Organism: Mesocricetus auratus (golden hamster)
Lineage: Eukaryota; Metazoa; Chordata; Mammalia; Rodentia; Cricetidae
Gene: Ankfn1
Product: ankyrin repeat and fibronectin type III domain containing 1
Exons: 18
Coding region: 245-3478 (1077 amino acids)
Biological process (GO): establishment of mitotic spindle orientation; regulation of establishment of bipolar cell polarity
Cellular component (GO): spindle
Molecular function (GO): protein binding
Source: RefSeq, a predicted model, not a curated record
UCACGCUUUUAUUUUGCCUUAGGAGAAGCUUAGUGAUCAUGGACUUCGGCUCUUGCCUGCAGUGAUCCUGUUCACAUUUUAUUCUUUGCACAGAAUAGGAAGGAGGUUUGCUCGCUUUGCGCAGAAGCUGAGCUACAGGAGAAAGCAGAGCCAAUGUGAUUUAUUGAAUGAAAGCACUGGACACUUCCCAGCAACUUGUUCCUCUGCUGCCUCAAACAGCUUAAGCUGGAACUGCCGCUCGAAAAUGACCCAACAAAUGCAGAAUUUACAUCUUUCUCAGUCAAAAAAACACAGCGUGCCAUCGUCUCCCAAUGCUGCCAAGCGCCUGUACAGGAACCUCUCGGAGAAGCUGAAGGGCAGCCACUCGUCCUUUGACGAGACCUAUUUUAAAACCAGAACGGAUCGGCUGAGUCUCAGAAAGACAUCCGUGAAUUUCCAGGGCAAUGAAGCCAUGUUUGAGGCAGUUGAGCAGCAGGACCUAGAUGCCGUGCAACUCCUACUCUACCAGUAUACACCAGAAGAACUAGAUCUGAACACACCAAACAGCGAGGGACUGACACCCCUGGACAUUGCCAUCAUGACCAAUAAUGUGCCCAUUGCUAGGAUUCUUCUGCGGACAGGAGCCCGAGAAAGUCCACACUUUGUCAGCCGGGAAAGCCGAGCCAUGCACCUCAACACACUAGUCCAGGAGGCCCAGGACAGGGUGAGCGAGCUGUCUGCCCAGGUGGAGGACGAAGGCUUCACUCUGGACAACACCGAGAAGGAGAAGCAGCUGAAAGCGUGGGCGUGGAGGUACCGGCUCUACAGACGCAUGAAAACCGGCUUCGAGCAUGCCAGAGCCCCAGAGGUGCCAGCCAGUGCCUGUCUCAUGGUAACCAGCAGCACAUCCCUCACUGUCAGCUUCCAGGAGCCCCUCAGUGUCAAUGCGGCUGUAGUGACCAGGUACAAAGUGGAAUGGAGCAUGUCUAAAGACUUUUCCCCUUUGGCUGGGGAGAUCAUCAUGGACAACCUACAGACCCUGCGGUGCACAAUCACAGGCCUCACCACGGGUCAACAGUAUUUUGUUCAAGUCUCAGCUUACAACAUGAAAGGAUGGGGACCAGCUCAGACCACAACGCCGGCGUGUGCCUCUCCCUCUAACUGGAAAGACUAUGACGACAGAGAGCCCAGACACAAGGGACAGAGUGAAGUUCUGGAGAGCCUGCUGCAGCAGGUCCGAGCCCUUCAUCAGCACUACAGCUGCCGGGAAAGUUCAAAAUUGCAAACCACGGGCCGCAAGCAGUCAGUUUCAAGGAGCCUGAGACACCUAUUCCAUUCCUCAAACAAGUUUGUGAAAACCUUAAAACGAGGACUCUACAUAGCUGUUAUAUUUUAUUAUAAAGACAAUAUGUUAGUCACCAAUGAAGAUCAAAUACCCAUUGUUGAAAUAGAUGACUCUCACACCAGUUCUAUUACACAAGAUUUUCUGUGGUUCAUGAAGCUGUCCUGUAUGUGGGAAGACAUAAGGUGGCUAAGGCAAAGUGUGCCCAUCUCCAUGUCCUCAUCCACAGUGCUGCAGACUCGGCAGAAGAUGCUUGCUGCAACCGCCCAGCUACAGAAUUUACUUGGAACACACAACUUGGGAAGACUUUACUAUGAGCCUAUUAAAGAUCGCCAUGGCAACAUCCUCAUAGUCACCAUCAGAGAAGUGGAGAUGCUUUAUUCCUUUUUUAAUGGCAAAUGGAUGCAGAUCUCAAAACUGCAAAGCCAGAGGAAGUCCCUGUCAACUCCCGAGGAGCCAACAGCCUUAGAUAUUUUACUAAUAACCAUUCAGGAUAUUCUCUCCUAUCACAAAAGGAGUCAUCAGCGCCUCUCUCCUGGACUGUAUCUAGGUUACCUAAAGCUAUGUAGCUCUGUGGAUCAGAUCAAAGUGCUCGUAACCCAAAAGUUGCCCAACAUUCUCUGCCAUGUGAAGAUCCGUGAAAACAACAACAUCUCCAAAGAGGAGUGGGAGUGGAUCCAGAAGCUCUCUGGCUCUGAAUCUAUGGAAAGUGUGGAUCAUAAUGCUGACUGCCCCGUGCAAUUGUUCUUCUACGAGCUCCAGAUGGCAGUGAAGGCUCUCCUGAAGCAGAUCAGUGUACCUCUCCACCAGGCAAGGAACUUCCGCCUCUACACACAGGAGGUGUUGGAAAUGGGUCACAAUGUGUCCUUUCUUCUCCUGCUCCCUGCCUCAGACGACGUCUGUACAGCCCCAGGACAGAAUAAUCCUUACACCCCGCAUUCAGGGUUUCUUAACCUCCCUCUUCAGAUGUUUGAACUCGUUCAUUUUUGCAGCUACAGAGAGAAAUUUAUUAGUCUGUAUUGCCGCCUUUCUGCUGUGGUGGAGCUGGACGCUCUGAAUACCCAACAGUCCCUGAGGGAAGCGAUCUCAGACAGCGAGGUUGCAGCUGCCAAACAAAGACACCAGCAAGUGUUAGACUUCAUUCAGCAAACAGAUGAAGUCUGGCGGGAAAUGAGGUGGAUCAUGGAUGCUCUACAGUAUGCACGAUACAAGCAACCUGUCUCUGGCUUGUCAAUCACUAAGCUGAUAGACCCCUCCCAUGAGCAGAAUCUAAAGAAGAUCAGUUCUACAUCAUCACAUAUUGACUGUCUUCCAUCAACAUCCCCAUCCCCAGAGAUGCACAGAAGAAAGGCAGUGAGCGAAUCACAGCCCUGCUCCGAUGAAGAAGGCUGCUCAGAAGUCUUCCUCCCCACUGACAGUGACUAUGACUCCAGUGAUGCCCUGAGCCCACGAGACCUGGACCUGGUUUACCUGUCAUCACAUGACAUCGCCCAGCAGGCCCUCAGCGGCUUGAGUGGCAGUGCCCCAGAUGUCCUACAGGUGCAUGACAUGAAGGCCUCCAUGGGGCCUGGCCAGGACCCUCAAGGCCCAGUGCAGGGCCCAGACACCGACCACUCAUGUGCAGAGUUUCUCCAUAGCCUGACCCUCACAGGCUUGACAGCCAAGAACCACUCCAAGAUGGUGCCAGGCACGCGGCCACCUCUAGGCUUCCUGGGAAAGCGGAAGCCAGGCAAGCAUCAGCACUAUGGUGGCUUUAGCCGCCACCACCGCUGGCUGCGCAUGCACAGCGAGACUCAGUCACUGUCGCUCUCGGAAGGCGUUUAUACACAGCACCAGUCUAGGGCCUGUGGCCUGGCUCAAAAUCCUGGGGAAGCAGAGGGGCCUGGACCUGUGGUGGAUGGGCCCCGGGGCAUGCCUCUGGCCCACGCGGCCAGCCUCCCAGAGGAACGCAGGAGCUGCCUCCAGGACCCAAGGCGUUCUAUGCACAGAGUCUAUGUGGAGUCCUACCCCAACACACUGGUGGGCCAGGACACAAAACUGUGGACCGGUUUGAGCCCUACCCCAGCAGGCCGAAGCAGCCUGCCAAGCUCCACUAGUUCAGAGAUGAGUCCAGACCCCACAUCCCCGGUUUCAGAAAUACUGAGUAGUAUGCUUUAGGUUGGCUCUUGUUGUCUAUCUAUUGUGCUCCCGACCCUCCACCCCAUCCCCCCCCACCUUAUCCCCGGUUAUAUUCCUUGCAUUUCCAUCACCAUAUCCUGCCCCAUUGUGUCCCCCAUCUAAUUCAAAAUUCUUGAAAGCUAGAAAUUCAAAGGUUACAUGUACAAGGCUCUCUUUUAUUCCCAAGUGGGGCACAGGAUAGGGGAGUGGGGGAGGCUAAAGUUGUCACUACCAUUUCCUCCUCACCCUAGAAAACAUAUGGUAUCUGAGAGCCAGGAUGCAAAUAUAUAACUCUUUUGGUGGCACCCGUGGCUGCGAUAGGCCAGCUCAGGGAGGACACUUAAUUCUGUAACUGUCUCCUUAAUCUCAACCCUGGGCUUGGAGUUCUUUUGCGUGUUUGUGGUUAAGGAAGAAGUACAGUCAGUGAGAAUAAGAAUGGCUUAGCUUUUCCUGCAAAUUCAAACUUUCAAAAAAGUUUGGUGUAAAGAAACCCAUGUUAUGUCUAGAGAGCAAGGGGUCAAGUAGACUUGUGCUGGGUUUUCUCUCAACUAACAGGACUUCUAAAGUACAGGGUUCUCAGGACUCCCCAAGCCCCAUUUAUCCAUCAACAUUCACAUGGUUAAGUGGGCCUUGGAUAGACCUUUUCUUCACUUGGUGUUAUGUGGAGAACACCAGAAACCAAAGUAGAGGACACUUCUUUUCUAGCCCUGUUUUGCAAGAUAAAAUAGGGCAGGGAGCAGCCCUUCUGGCACGCUCAGAUCCCAUCCAGUCGUGACAAUGAACAGUAAAUUAUUCCAGAGAUGACUGAGUUAAGUGAAAGCCUGAAUUAUAGCAAUGGAAGGGGAAAGAGAGAAGAACUAAAAUCCUUCUCCUUUACAAUAAAUCAAAUGGGUCCAUGCUGACUGAAUAUACCAUUUAGAAUGCCAGUGGGUCUGCCCCAUAUUUUUCUGAGGAAGAAUGUGUCCCAAAUAUGGUCAGGUAGUGGUAGGUUCCUCUAAGUACCACAGGCUCAUCCGUCACCACCACAUAACUGGUCAAGACUGUUUAGGGCUAGGGUGACUACCCUCCACUUUCACCCUGCUCUUUACAACAUGGGUUCCCCUCACGCCCCUCUCCCAAGGUCAUCUGGCACCAGGCUACAUGGGAAAUCUUUCCUUAGUAGCCUCUGCUGGUAGUUUAUGCCAAGCAUGUGCACAAUAACACCGGAAACGCUGCUUUAGUCACACUGUCUCCUACCUGAAAUUCUCAUAGGUGAGAAGCUCAAAAAGAAACCACACUGCAUAUUCAAGAAAGGCGCAGUUCUCCUAGGGCCAAGACCCGUUCAGUUCACCAGUAUUUUAAAUGGUCCUUUUUCUACAUAACAGGCCUCUCAGUUAACUAGUGUUCUUUGUUAUCCUGUUCCUGUCCUCAGCCCUUACUCCUCCAGAAAGUUCAUACAAACCACAUGUUUACCAUGUUGUUCUGAUUCUCUCUGUUUAAAAAAAAAGAUUUAAAUAUAACUACCCCAUUCAAAAGGCAUAGCUUGGGCCAGUGACCUGUGGUCAUUAGAAAACUAUAACCAUGAUCUCAGUCUUUUUUUUUUAAAUAGAUUUUAUGCUCAGUGAACCCACAAAGAAUCUUGAUUAAAAUGUCUGCUGGGCAUAGUGACACCCACCUUUAAACCCAGCACUUGGAAGGCAGAAGCAGGUGGAUCUCUGUGAGUUCGAGGCCAGUCUGGUCUACAGAGCAAGUUCCAGGACAGUCAGGGCUGUUACACAGAGAAACUGUCUCAGAAAAUAAAAUAAAUAAAAUAGAUAAAUACAUAAUAAAAUGUCUAGAGUUUCUCUGCCAUAUCCCAGUGACUUAUGUAUAUGGAUGGAAUGAGGCUUUGUAUCUUAAGACCUCGGCCUUACAAGUAGGCCAGCUAAGACUCAAGAGGUUAAAUAAUUUACUGAAGGUUGCAAGAACUGACUUCAUGUCAGAAUUAAAACUUAGAAACGCCUCCUUUUCAAAUUGCUGCAAACUUUGUCAACUAGUGCUUGUCUAGUAUGCUUUCUUUAUUCCAUAAAAUCCAUCUACUUCUUAUUCCAGAUUUGAAUAUGUGUUCAACCCUUACCUAACAAGUGUCCAACAUCACAAAGCUCUUUAUUGCUAGGGAACACAAAUCUUAUCAACAGACAUAUAAGAUAAGUCAACUAAUUAAAAAGCAAGUUUAGGGGAAAUGUCCAUUCAAAUUGUAGCCCCUCGUUAAUAAUAGGAAUAACAGAGUUGUCUGCACUUGGUUUUCACUUACUUCUCAUCAGAAGAGAAAUUGUUCAGCCUGAAGGCACUUGUAAGAUGAGCUGUUAGAAGUGUCAAGGACAGAGAAGUCAAGCGAUGCUGAUCCUGGCAUACGGGGUCUGAAAUAGAGGGAGGAUCUUCAACUAGGAGUAAGAACAGAGACUUACCCGCUCUGCUAGUCUUUCAUUUAGCAAGUUCUGGCUUACUAAACCCAAAUGCAUUAAAGUAAGACCUACUCAUUUAUAUUGACAUUACUUGGUUCUAUUUUCCAUGAGAAAGAGAGGCGUGUCCAUAGGAUGGAUAACGUGCAAUAGAUCUCAAUAGACAUGCUUAAUUCAACUGAAAACGUAUUUCGCCAGCAACAUUCCCACAUAAAACGUUUAUGCUAUAGCCCCAAUAACCACCUACUUGUUCAAAUAAUCAGGUUCAUCCUACCCCACUUUGAAAAACUUAUGGACCCAGUUGAAAUUAAUAUGUUGUGGGAAAAAUGACUGUUCUCUAAUUCAGUUUUAUAUCCAUUAAAUUUGAUGACAUACACAUCAGGAACAUAGACUAUCUAUGAUAUCUUGUUUUAUUUUAUUGCCUUUCUUUUAUUUUGUAUAUAAUGAAUGUACUUCUGUUCUUUUCAAAUACAGUCUAAGAGACUUUUGAGGAAACUUCCCUAUCCCAAGUCUCUUUCCCAGUUUUUCCUAUCCUUUGUGAAGAUUCCUAAAAGUCAAAAAUGUGGCCCUCCCAUGAAUUUUUAUGUUCUAAGAAGGACAGAGAGAACCAAAAAAUCAAUAGCAAAAACAUAUUCCUAGACCACAGAGAGCUCACAAUCUAAUAAUGUAGCCACACACUAACCAUACAUCAUCUCAUGAAUAUAUUGAAGAGGCAGCAGCCUGUUGUAGAUAGACAGGCAUCACAUGCCUGGCUAGAGAUCUCUAGCUGCACUCCCGCUGUCUAUUCAUGAGAGAGUACAUCUUAGAAAAUGAAGCUCAUUUUGUGAAAAUGUAAAUGCAACCACUUACAAAGCAAGGCUGUCACAUCCUCUAACUGGUGAGGGUACCCGGGGCACAGUAAUUAAAACCAUUAACUCCAGGGAAGGGGUAUUUUGAGAAGUGGGUACUUAAAGAUGAGCUCCGUUGGGUUCUAAGAACAUUCACUAAUGCUCAAAGCAAUAAUUAUACUGAAGAAAAUCGUUCCAUUUGGUUCAAAACCUGAAGCCAGUUACAAAUAAUAUCCUGCCAGCCCCCCUUUCCUGAAGGAUCCCAAAGCACUUUAUGAACAGCAAUGACUGAAGCCUUGUUGUAUUCCCCUAAAGAGACCUUGUCUGGGAGCCACCUGGCUAACACCUACCCCAUCCUUGCCAGGAGAUCAUGCCAGACAAGUGGGAAAAGAGACUGACCUCAUUCAUUGUUAUUCUGACAUACAAACGUGUACCCUGAAGAAGGUGAGCUCUCCCCUCUCCCAGAAGACAACUUUUGGACCAUAAAGUGGAGCAGAAAACCCAACUCCUUGGCAUCUUCCUGCUCUGCUCUCUACCCAAGAUGUAUUUGUGGUCCCAGAAAACUGUUACUUCAGGCUGUCAAGGGUCUGGCGCAUUUCAGAACCGUGAUCCUGACACUAGCACAGGGAAGUCACUAAUUUCAGAAAAUGUCUACAGGAGUGAGAGGACACUAGAAUCUAUAAUUUCUUAGUUUACUAAGUAGGAGCUGCACCUAGCAGUGUGCAUCUUUAUGUAUCUGCUUAUUAAACUAUAAAAUACCAAUUACAGGGGGUAGUUGUGGAUUAAUGAGAACAUCUUAGCAAAUGUAUCAUUUCAUAAAGUCUAGUUUUCCAGAUGAUUCAUUGAAGCUUCCUUGUAUACCUUUUAAGAACCAUGUAAGGAGAAAAACUAGUUGGAAAGCAAUGGUGUCUCUUCAUAAGUAGUUUGGUAGAUAUGAAAAAAAAUAUCUUUGCUGAUCACUUCUUAUAAGAUGCCCAAACACAUGGCUCAUGACUGUUAAGCUAAACUUCCAUGCAGCCUUACAAACAACAAGAGUAGUGUAUAAAACGAUGUUGUAUAGCUUGGAAACUUAUUCUAAGAUCUUCAUUCAGAGUUUUUCUGAGGUGUUGGACUUUGCCAUUAGCAAAAAGUAUUUUUAGAGAAAAAUCCAUUGACUGUUUAUGAAGCACUGAUUUUUGCCAUAUUUCAGGUCUCUGGUUUUUCCACAGAAUCUGCACACAGUAGUUACAUUUGUGUUUCAGCUGUAUCUUCUGCUUUUAUUGGUGGAUGAAUUUGUCCAAUGGUUAUUCAUCAGGAUAAUUGGUUUACCCCGCAAAUAAAUGAAUAAGCAGAUUAAAAAAAAAGACAAAGUUCUAUCUUGAUAAAGGAAGUAGAAGUUUUGUUACUGUUGUUGUUGUUUUAAAUAUCACCCUGAGGUCUUUUUUUCCUAAUUGUAAACAAAAGCCAAUGUUUAACUUAGUGGCAAGAGUUAUGAAGCUGCCAGUUAAUGCUCUUUGCCCCUCUUCUUUCAAUCCAUAUGAAAGUCUGAUUAGAUCCCUAUAGUAACCAUUACUGAACAACUAAUUGACAAAGCCAAGUCUGGCAGCAUAGUGUCAUCUGAGUUUCCGUGUUGUUUCUUGCCUUGUGACAAAUCAGAUGUGUGGGGAUAGUUCAUGCACAUCAUCCAGAAGUAUUCUUGAUGUUUAUAAUGGAAAAAGGAUUAAAGUGUGUGUGUGUGUGUGUGUGUGUGUGUGUGUGUGUGUUAUAAUGUAUGUGGUGUUUCAUAGAAACAGUAAUUGACAUUCUAUUAGGCAGUGUUUGAUUGCUUCCUGCCUGAUGUAAGGAUUAAAGUGUGUGUGUGUGUGUGUUUGUGUGUGUGUGUUUGUGUGUGUGUGUUUGUGUGUGUGUGUUUGUGUGUUAUAAUGUAUGUGGUGUUUCAUAGAAACAGUAGUUGACAUUCUAUUAGGCAGUGUUUGAUUGCUUCCUGCCUGAUGUAUACAUACUGAUCAGCAGAUUAUUGGUUCAAAACUUAUUGUAUCCUGUUCCUCUGUAUAAAACUGAGUAUAUGUUAAAAUUUAGGCUUCAGUACAUUCUCAGCACAACUUUGUGUGCUUUAUACUUCUGUAAAUAUACAAAUGAAUCCUGUGUGGCAUGCUCAAUGUGACCUCUAAUCUCAAAACAAUAAUAUUUUGUAGUAUGUACAUUUGGAAACCAUUUGAAUCUUUCAAAUGGAUAUUGUGAAUGGCCAGCACACUCAGUCAAACACAGCUCUGGUGAAACACAUGCCUCUUCAGGAAGAAGUCAGCAAUUAACAAGAAUUAAGAUAAUUUUUAAUGGCAAGUAUUUUUGAUAAAUUCCUACCUGCUUCACUGUAUUUUCAAGGAAAAAUGUCAACAUAAGAAAUCGUAGCUGUCUGAGGGAAUGGAUUUAUUUCAUAUGUGUUAAAUGUACUUGAUGUCUUACCACAAUAUUGUUGAGAUCUAUGUCAAGCAUAAAGAACUCAAAAGCAUUUUCCAUUCUUUACAUGAUCUUUUUUUUUCAUGUUUUAAGGGCAGCUUGUGAACUCUUUGUCUUUAGUGUGAAGAAAUGUCCAUCAAUAAUAAACUAAUAGAAUUCUCAGUAGUUGGCUUACCUAAUGCUUUGCCAUGGCUUUCAUUGAAGACCCCUCCCCUCCAGAAAAAAAGAAAAAGUCUUCAAUCUGAUGUGUUAAAAUCUUCUCACUAAAAAUUUAGAAGCUAUUAUUUUGGAUAUUAUUUUGCCAAAUGUCAGCAACAGCACCCAACUGGCUCUAGAUUAAUUGAUAGCAUCGGGACAUUUCUAUUACCUAAUUUAUUACUGCCAAGUAUUGAAAAUACAGCAUCAAAUUACUAUGGUAAAUACUCCCAUUAGGAUGCAGCUUGGCUGUGGGAACCUCUUUGCUUCCUCUUCUCUAUGCAUGUUUAAACAUCCCCAGGGUAUUCUGCAUAACUGCUCUAUCUCUGAUGCUCUAUCUGUCCCUUCUAUCUCCAUCCCUGCAAGCCUCCCCACCCCCAAUGCCUUCUGGCUGAGAUUUGACAUUUCUGCCAUAUUUAAAUGCCUAUAUCGAUUAUUUCAAUCCUAAGAACCUGCACAAAAGUUCUCCUGAAUCUCCAAGAAAUGGAAACUUACUGCUUUGAAUCAUAUUUUGUUUUAGGCUGCUUUACUGAAAUCUUUUCAACACAUAUGUAUAUGUGUGUAUAUGCACAUGCACACACACACACACAUACAUACACACACACACACACACACACACACACCUACCUUUUAGUGGCAUGUUUGUGGUGGAGCUUUCCUAAAAGCCUCAAAAGGCUGGUUUUGUUAUUCUGGCUAAAUGUGCUGUUUUCCCUGUAUAAAUUGUCAUCUAAGUAAACCACUAAUUUGUUUUCUUAAUUCUGCCUUUAAAUAAAAGUUUGCCUUCUUUUUCAAACCA